This is a messenger RNA of Mucor velutinosus, 1617 nucleotides long. RefSeq lists its product as uncharacterized. Bases 1 to 1617 code for a protein of 538 amino acids. The record is from RefSeq and is a predicted model, not a curated record. The transcript is spliced from 5 exons. NCBI's taxonomy places the organism in Eukaryota, Fungi, Mucoromycota, Mucoromycetes, Mucorales, Mucoraceae.
AUGAACGGACAAGAGUCAGCCAGUACAUUGAAUGGAUCAGCAGACAAUACGAAAGCCUUUAUCGAAGACAAAUUGAAAUCAAGUCUUGUGCACGUUUAUGAUGCCACGCGUAUCUCCAACGAAAUCAAGGAUCUUGAAAACAAGCACCAGACACUGCAAGGUUUCAAGCUACAAUUGAGCAAGGACAGCAAUUCGAAUCCUGCGCCUGCUUUAACCAACAUGAGCAAGAAGAUUGAUGAUAUGCAACGAGACAUAAACCAAAAGAAAGAAGAAAUGAAAAGCGCGGAAGCUCAAGUGGUGAUGGGAUUUCAGGAUAUCAUGCAAUGCCUUAUGGGCCACUGCCAGGACAGUCUGAAGACCACACAAGAGUUUAUGAGAACCGCAUUGGGAAAAUUUGGCACGUCUCUUACAGGUGGAUUUGAGACCUCGAUUACAGACAUCAGAAGACAUUUGAUUGAGGUGGACAAUAACAAAAUGGAUGCAAGUGAGAAAGCAGGCAUUCUCGCUACGAUUGAUGCCUUCAAAAAACACAUUGUCGAGCUACAAAAGAACCAAAUCGCCGCCAUCAAGACCGUGACAGAGCAGCAGUAUACACAAAUAUCAGGACAUAUAGAUCAGAGAUUAAAGAACGUGAAUGCAGAGGCAUUAACAGCUCAAGUUCAGAAGCGAGUGGUGGAUAAUCUCGAUGGCAAAUUCAGACAACAUUUGCAAGAACUCGAUAAAGCGCAAAAAGCACUCCCUUCUUUACAAGAGAACAACGGGCAAGUGUCUGAGAAAAUUGUGCAAACUGUCAGAGACGAGGUGAAGAACUAUCUGACACCUGAAACGCUCAAAUCCAUCAUAUCCGCUUUACCAGAAUAUAAAGCACUUCAAAGUCUGCAACCUGAAGCAGCACCUUUACCAGACGCUAUCAAGAAAAUCAUGGUAGAUUUACAACAGGAAGUCGGCGACCUCAAGGCCAAAAGCUUCUCCACACGAGCCUUAGUGAACAGUUUGGUAGAUCGAAACUUGACAUCCACAGAAGCCAUGCAAGCUCGUCAAACAGCCGCCAUCAUGCACAUUGAAGAGAUGGAAAAGAAUAUAAAGCUGAUGCACAACAACAUAUCGAUGAUGGAGACAGUAAUAAGCGUGCAACUGGACAAGAUGGUGAAACACAAUGCCGAAGCAUCCACACCCAGAAAGAGACCUCGAGUUGAUGAUGACUUGGACAUGGUAGAUCAGCAGGACGAGAACAGCAAUAGAGAAGUGUUGAGAAGAAUAGCUGAAGUGGAGUCAGCCCAUCAGAAACUGCUCGACUUUAUCUUGCAAUGGAAGGAUACUGUGUUGGAUGAUAGUUUCCCUGAAAAGCUGAGUAAUGCCUUCAAGAAGAUUGAAGAGGUCUUGCUUAACCACCAAACAUUCAUCGCCUUCCUGACUGACCCAUUCACCACCAGCAAAACUCCCACAGCAAACGAAACUGCAUCGAUUCCUCAAUCAAUAUCACCUCAGUCCACCCUUCACCCUGCAAUGCUUGACGCCAUCUCCCUUCUUGUCAAACAGACUGCCGAAGAAUACGCAUUACCUUUAAGAGAAAAAAUCAAGGCUUUGGAGGAUAAACUGAAUGCAAGACAGCAAUAA